UCAGUGUUUGCGCACCCGAGGUAUCAAACAGUAGAUCGUGUUUAGCAAACCUUUGCUUAAUCUGAAUGUGAAUUAUCAUCGUUCCUUGGGGUGAAUAAAUGAGAGUUAUCGCCAUUUGCCAAACAGCCCUCCAGUCCUGGGUUUGCAAACUCAGAACGGCAGUGUCAUUAGCAUCGGACGAGUUUGGUGUUUGUGCCGCUGGCCGGUUUUGUCCUCUCUCUCUCUCUCUCUCUCUCCUAUAUUUAACCGCUUCUCUCUUCCCUACCUCUUCCAUUGAAGCACCUGCGUCUCUCUCUCUCUCUCUCUCUCUCUCUGCACCUAAGACAAGCCUUUGACGUUUCUCGAUCCUGCUAAAUUCUAGUGUUAUUUUACAGAAAUUAGGGGAUUUUAUUUUACUGCUCUGGUCCUCGAAGAUUACUAAUUUGUUGGAAAUUAGUGGGUUCUGGAGUGUUCAGCACUUGAUACCAUACCAUGGCUAGCAUGACCCUUCCUACCAUCUGUGCCAUGACAAGUAUCCCAUCUUCAAGAAACACCCCUGGUCUUCGAAUCAAAGGCCCCUUUUCUUUGGGUACCACAAAGAACAUCUCAAAGGCCUUUGGGUUAAAGAAGUCCUCCUCUCUUUUCAAAGUCCAAGCAAUGGCAACUUACAAGGUCAAGCUUAUUGGUGCUGAUGGGGUUGAAAAUGAUUUUGAAGCACCUGAUGAUGUCUAUAUUUUGGACUCGGCUGAGCAGGCAGGGAUUGAGCUCCCUUACUCUUGCAGGGCUGGUGCUUGCUCCACUUGUGCAGGCAAGAUUGUGCAGGGAAGGGUUGAUCAAUCUGAUGGGUCUUUUCUCGAUGACGAGCAACUCAGCAAGGGCUAUGUGCUAACUUGUGUCUCGUACCCCACUUCGGAUUGUGUGAUCCACACCCACAAGGAAGGUGAACUCUACUGAGGGGACUCUCUCUCUCUCACACACACAUUGAAUAUCUGCUGAGAAUUUGCAUGCUUAUAUCUAGGAGAAAGUGAGCUUAGUGUUAUUUAUGUUGAGAGGACUUAAAAUUAGCUGCACUGUGUUGAUUUAAAUUUUGGGUUAACUGAUUAUUGAAGACUUUGUUGAAAACCCUCAUGAGCGUAAAAUUUAGGAAUAGUGUCUCUGUUUUCUCUUUUUGGUUCUAGAGGUUUUAUUGUUCUGCAUGUUUGACUUUGUGGAAGCAACAGCAUGAUUAACAUCUAUGGAAGCAUUAUGAAAUAUAGAAGGAAGAAUACUUAAUGUGAAA
This is a messenger RNA of Amborella trichopoda, 1258 nucleotides long. RefSeq names its product ferredoxin, root R-B1. Gene Ontology annotation, molecular function: 2 iron, 2 sulfur cluster binding; electron transfer activity. Gene Ontology annotation, biological process: electron transport chain. Lineage: Eukaryota; Viridiplantae; Streptophyta; Magnoliopsida; Amborellales; Amborellaceae. The record is from RefSeq and is a predicted model, not a curated record.